GCUUGUCGCUCAGUCUAUUAUCAGUCCUAGCAAACAGAAAAACAACUGCUUCAUUAUCCGCAAAUAGACUCUAGUCUAGUUGUAUUGUAAAAAUAUAUUUGGCGAGCUGGCACUGCUGUACCAUGCCUGAACACCACGAGGAAGAUAGACAGAAAACGGUCUGUUUACAAACAAUGGAACCCGAUGUCAUUCAUUCAAACAAAACAUCGGAAGAUUGUAAACCACUGUUUAAGGAAAACGAACUCAAUGAAUUAGAGGAAUAUAAUUUUGGACCUAAUUUUAUCAAAUUGCGACCGACUGAUGGUGUUCGGGAACUUCAGACAGUUAUCAGAGACAAGAACACACCAAGAACAGAUUUCAUAUUUUAUGCUGAUCGCUUGAUUCGAUUAAUAGUGGAGGAGGGUCUGAACAAGCUUCCUUACAGAAAAUGCUCAGUCACAACACCUACAGGUCAAGUUUAUAACGGACUUCGUUAUGAAAAAGGAAACUGUGGAGUUAGCAUUGUUAGGAGUGGUGAGGCUAUGGAGCAAGGGUUGCGAGACUGUUGUCGAUCGCUGAGAAUUGGAAAAAUUCUUAUUCAAAGUGAUGAAGACACACAUGAUGCAAAAGUUGUCUAUGCCAAUCUUCCAAAGGACAUUAACCAGCGCAAAGUUCUGCUUAUGUACCCCAUUAUGUGUACUGGAAACACUGUUGCAAAGGCUGUCAAGAUAUUACAACAGAACAAUGUGAAUGAGUCUAAUAUUAUAUUGUUAAAUUUAUUCUGCACACCACAAGCUGCCAAUCAACUGGUGACAGAAUUUCCAGGAAUGACAAUUUUAACCUCAGAGGUUCAUCCUGUGGCCCCAAGUCAUUUCGGGCAAAAAUAUUUUGGAACAGACUAAUAACUAGAGUCAUGAAACUUGUGAACAAAGCUGUUGCAGUAUGUAACUAAGCAUUAUCUAAAAGUCAUAGUUAAUGAAGUAUAUACACCAUAUGGUGAAGCUCUAUAGGUACAGUGAAGAGAGAAGACAAUCACUUUCCUAAUUGUUAGAAUGCUGUAAGGUUUUUGAAAGAUGCUCAUUUUUUUUGUAAUCCCUCCCUUACAAAAGUAAAAGUUGCCUUAAAUAACAGGCCAUAUGUUAUUUGUGUAAACAAUAUUGUUAGUUAUGGGUACUCUGUGGAAUUAGCUGGGUGGUUUUUUUUAUUUUUUUUUUUGUAUGUUGUGAAAUUAAUUAUAGUUUCUUACCUCAUUUAAAAGCAUUUACUUUUUUAAAAUUCCACUAACAACUACCUUCAAUGAAGUCCAAUAGGAAAUAGGUGCCAUUUUAACAGAAAUAGCUAGCCAGGAUAUUUUACUAGCCCAAGUAAAACUUCUUUUUUUUUUAUCUUGCCAGAGGCAGUUUUAAGUCAUCUGGAAACAUCAGACUGGUCAUCGGGAAGGCAUAUCUGUUGGCCUGUAUUCGCUUUUAAAUAUUUCUUUUAUUGAGUUAUUAGAAUUUUUUCUUCAAUUUUAAAUAAAGUGAAGACUUGUUUCGUGUACAUUUUGGCUGUAUAAGUGUUGAAAUUUCUGAGACUACUAUUGUUUUAAAUGAAUUUAUUUAUAAAAAAAACAAAAAGACAUGGCAGUGAAACUGCUGCUUGUGUUCACCAGCUCAACAUCUUGACAUGUUCAGAGAUUCAACAAAGUUUGACUCGUACACUGUAACAAUGAACAGUACAUCAUGUUUUUAUUAAGGAAUUGAUAAAUUGGAUAAGUUGUAGCUUAUUGUUAUUUUGUUGCCAAUAGGAACUCAUGUAGUAUUGAUGUCACAGUGCUGUCCUUGAUUUAUGUUUUCCCAAAAGGAAAGUUUUGGG
Messenger RNA from Biomphalaria glabrata, 1833 nucleotides. RefSeq names its product uracil phosphoribosyltransferase homolog. The record is from RefSeq and is a predicted model, not a curated record. Lineage: Eukaryota; Metazoa; Mollusca; Gastropoda; Planorbidae. The transcript has 7 exons. Bases 123 to 881 code for a protein of 252 amino acids.